This is a messenger RNA of Colossoma macropomum (tambaqui), 1579 nucleotides long. RefSeq lists its product as uncharacterized. The transcript is spliced from 6 exons. The record is from RefSeq and is a predicted model, not a curated record. NCBI's taxonomy places the organism in Eukaryota, Metazoa, Chordata, Actinopteri, Characiformes, Serrasalmidae. Bases 183 to 680 code for a protein of 165 amino acids.
GGACACUGGAGGGCUCUAAGCGCUCCAGCCACCCCAUCGUUCAGCCACCGCAAUGUUCUUUAGUGUACAAGAAUAGAACAAGAAUCGGUGAUAAAGAAACAAAGAAUAAGGCCACAUCAGAACCAUUCCCUGUAGCAUAUUUUGCAGAACUGUUGUAGAGAAAGAUACAGAUUUAAAUCAACAUGCGUUUCACCACCUGGCUCCUGGCUGGCAUGCUGACCAUAGGCACAUCCACACUGUGCUCUGCAGGCCCUUUCCACGCACAGUGCAAAGUGGAAUGGUACUUUGGACUUCCCUGCAGAAACGUGUAUGAGGCCUUGGUCACUCAGAUUAAGAAGUGGAGGACAAUGUCAAGUUGCAUCAUGGGGGGAGAAAAGUGUCUAUACAAGCUCCAAUCAGCCUCCCUGCACUUCAUUUCAGCAAAGCACACCACGCCAGUAAAGAAAUAUGUGGAUGAUAUCACCUUUCGACUGGUCUCUUAUGGAUUUUUCACUCAUUGCCAUGUAUCAGCAAUGUCAGUCUCAGAAACAUGGUAUGCUGUUAGAGACCAUGGCACCAAUUACUGCAACCUCUACAACUUAAUAGAAGGGAGUGGACUGACUGAGGCUCCAGAAUAUAAGGAAAUCACCAGUGACUUUAUGUGCACCCAGCGGUCCUCUGCCAACUGUACUGUGUACUGAGACAGAUGUCAGCUUCAUGUUAUCCUCACAGCAGUAUUACAGAUAUUACUAUCAUAAUUUAGGCAUUACUAUCAAACUCAAUCUUUUAGAAUAUAUUAGGUAAAAUUAGUUAAUUUUGGUUAAAUACUUUUUUUUUUUACUUCAGUAUUACUUGCAGGAAAUCAUAUUUACCGAAUUGUAGCCACUUAAUUACUUCACCCUUUAAACAUACUGGUUGAAACUGAAGCCAAUUUGAUCUGCAACAGCACAUGAUGAGAUCACUGAAAACCUCGUGAGCAAACUAGUAUGACUGGCCUGAAAUAUAGAUCAGAAACACAUUAUCCUUUUAGGACACGAAAAUUGAUAUGGAGGAUCAUCAUGAAAUUUACAUACAAUAUAAAGGACAACAGGCAUUUUCAAAUUGUGUCAAAAACUGAAAAAUGACAAAAAUGGAGAUACAAGGUUUUGUCCAGACAGCAGCAAUAUAUGUUUUGUUUUUUUUUUCAAGAAAAUUCUUCAGUGGUGUGUAAUACAUUUUUACAAUGAAACCCUUCAUAUGUUUAAAGAAAAAAAGAAAUAGAAAUAUUUCUAUAGAGAUUUUAUACAGUAUAUUUCAAGCAUUUUCAAAUCUAUCUUUUUAUCUUUUCCUCCUUCUUUUCUAUUCUUUUUGGUGAGUCCAAAAUUUAAUACAAGGGCAAACAUUAUAUUUUAUCUGCUGUCCUUAGCACAAAGGAAACUUUUGUAGGGCAAAAAUAGCUCGUAGAACUGGUGAGGUGGGGCGUUGUCUUCAGAGAGACAUUGUUCUUUUUUGACACAUGGAGCAGUUUUUCUCUUAAAGACAGUGGUGUUGUGCAGAUCUACUCCCAGCCAUGUGGAUUGGAGGGCAGCUUUUAUUAGGACAGCAAUAUGCUCACCCUGGC